AUGGCAAAGGUAUUCCAUUUCCUCCCUCUCCUCAUCCUCAGCAUGUUCAUCCAAACAAUUCGUGCUCAAACAACAGCUCCAGCACCAUCAGGACCCACCAACAUCACCCAAGUCCUAGAAAAAGCAGGGCAAUUCACAACCUUCAUGAAACUUCUCAAAGCAACACAAGUAGCUGAUCGCAUCAAUUCUCAACUCAACAACUCAAACCAAGGCUUAACCAUCUUUGCACCCACUGAUAAUGCGUUCUCAAGUCUAAAAGCAGGAACACUAAACUCCAUCAACACCCAAGAUCAACUCCAGCUGUUGCAGUUCCAUAUACUCCCAAAUCUCUACACAAUGUCACAGUUCCAAACAGCAAGUAACCCAUUGCACACACAAGCUGGGAACAGUGAUGAUGGAGAGUACCCUUUGAAUGUUACCACCUCAGGGAACCAAGUGAAUGUAACAACUGGGGUGGUGGAUACAACAGUGUCCAAUGUUAUAUAUAGUGAUAACCAACUUGCGGUGUAUCAGGUGGACAAGGUGCUCCUUCCUAUGGCACUCUUUGGCCAAGCGCCGACAGCGGCGCCGGCGGAGGCUCCGGCACCGACAAAGCCGGAGAAAAAUGUCCGGGCGGCUGAUUCUCCGACAGGGUCGUCGGAUACAUCGGUUGAUGCUUCGAGUGCUGUGAGUCUGAAACUAAAUAAGCAAAGAGUUAAGGGUGUUACUAUGACCGUUGCCAUUCUUGCUUCUUUGUGGAUGUAGUCUUAGGAUGUUCCUUUUUUUUUUUUUUCUUUUUAUGUAUUUCGUUUCUAUUUUUCUUAAUUUUCGCGAGUUUGUGUUUAUUGAUGUUAAGAUCUCGUGUACUUUUGCUGCUACAGAGUUAAAAU
Molecule: messenger RNA, 869 nt
Organism: Abrus precatorius (Indian licorice)
Lineage: Eukaryota; Viridiplantae; Streptophyta; Magnoliopsida; Fabales; Fabaceae
Product: fasciclin-like arabinogalactan protein 11
Exons: 1
Coding region: 1-744 (247 amino acids)
Source: RefSeq, a predicted model, not a curated record